AUGUCACAGGCCUCAUCAACAGCUGCUCCGGCGCUGACGCCUAGGUUCUGUUUCAACGAGAGACUACUCAGAGAUUUUCUCCGACUUUCAAGAUCUACCAUCGAUGACUCGAUUACACAGAACUUGAACGCGUUGAUUACACCAGCCCAGGAAGGAUUUGACCCGUCAUCAACAGCGGUGCGACAAACCGAGUCUAGCUCUCGGAUCAAGUCCGCAGCCUGUCAGACCUUCAAGGAUAAUGUGUUAUUCCCGUCAUGGCAAACAAGAUCAGAUGUUCUCACUUACUGCGCUGGUGUGGCUACGAGUCCGGAUCCCGAUGAUCCCGACUUGAUUCUUCGACAAACAGAAUCCGCCCGAGAUCGGGAACGAGAAGUGGAUGAGCGUCUGGACCCGUACUCUGCUCGCUUCUUUCCACGUGAAGCGCGGACUGAGUCAUUGGCCAAUUUAAUUCGCAAUGAGCGCACUAUUGAAGAGAUCAUUCGGGCCCGAACGUGGGGGAUGGUGUCAGAAAAAUGCGGCGUCUCUUCCUCUAUUUGGGAAGAAGCACUCGAUAGCUGGCGCCAUUCGCAUCAGAAAUAA
This is a messenger RNA of Penicillium egyptiacum, 579 nucleotides long. Lineage: Eukaryota; Fungi; Ascomycota; Eurotiomycetes; Eurotiales; Aspergillaceae. The record is from the annotation of a GenBank genome assembly.